GGUUGAUUUGCAUGCCAUAGACCAAGAGCUUCUAGAUAGGCAUGCAAAAGAAUACGCCACGUCCAAAAAUUAUCCUUUCCAUGCAAUUUAGGAAUAGCUGAGAACUCCAAACUAAUAUCUUUACCUCCCAUUUUUGGUAUUUCGUAGUCGGCUGAGUGUGCAGAGUAAAGCUUUUGUAAUGCAGCUCGGUCAAUUCCUGUGCGAUUUAAGAAGUGAAUGCGAGCAAUUUUAUUCAGUUAGUCGAGCGUGGUGUCUGCUCCACAAUUUACCUUAACCCAUAUAGACCGAAAUAGCGUCGUCUGUGGGUCAAACGCACUGCGAGCUCUAUACGUAUAUAGUAGCAGGCGCUUGGGUCGGCCGAUUCAGUUGAGACUGGCAAUGUCCGCGCUAGGUUGCCCGAAGUUGGCGCUCCUCCUCCUGCUGCUGCCUCUCCUCAAUGAUGGAGGACAGUGUUCGAGGCAUGUGAGCAAACGUUUUACAUUUGGUGCCGCCGCGAAUAGUGAGAAUAGUGCGAAUAGUGGAAUUAGUCAGAAUAAUGGAUAUACACCUGUGGAUAUACCUCUGCCAGCUGUUGAUGCCAAUCUGGCGAAUCAUACAAUACUGGCCCGCCAGCUGAUUGUUGGCACUUUGGUGCCCCCGCUGCUGGUUGCGCCCACGGCCAGUUAUUGCCAAUGUGUGCCGCCGGGGUCUUGCGCCAAUCCGGUGCCCACACUGCCCACCGAUGGCAGUGGCCAGCUGGAUAUACGAAUUGUGAACAGCGGCAGCUAUCCCACGGCUACGCCCACAGUGACGCCGUUAGUCUGCAGCUAUGGUCUGGUGGCGUGCUGCCAGGCGGGCAGCUAUCAGUGCGGUCGUCGUUGGCCUCCACCGCCGGGAGCAGCAGCGGCGGCCGUUGGACAGGCAACCUUUGGGGAGUUCCCCUGGCAGGUGGCGUUGCUUACCCUAGCGGAUGUUUAUUUGGGCGGUGGCGCGCUGAUUACGGCUCAACAUGUUCUGACGGCCGCUCACAAGGUCUACAACUUGCCUAUUAGCAGUUUCAAGGCGCGCCUGGGCGAAUGGGAUGCAGCCAGUGUUACGGAGCCGGUGCCCGCCCAGGAUGUGACCAUUGCCAGUGUCUUCAUUCAUCCGGCCUUCAAUCCGAACAAUUUACAAAACAAUGUCGCCAUUCUGAAAUUGUCAACGGCCAUCUCCUUGACCAGCAAGUCUACUGUGGGUACCAUUUGUCUGCCCACCACAACUUUUGUGGGUCAACGUUGCUAUGUGGCCGGCUGGGGAAAGAAUGAUUUCGGGCCGACAGGCGCUUAUCAAGCGAUAGCCAGAAAGGUGGACGUCCCGCUAAUUACAAAUGCCAAUUGUCAGACGGCGUUGCGUGCCACACGGCUGGGCUCCAGCUUUGUGCUCAGCGAUACGAGCUUCAUUUGUGCCGGCGGCGAGGCGGGCAAGGAUGCCUGCACGGGCGACGGCGGCUCUCCCCUCGUUUGCUCCAACAACAAUGUAUGGUAUGUGGUCGGGUUGGUGGCGUGGGGCAUUGGCUGUGCGCAGGCGGGAGUGCCAGGCGUCUAUGUGAACGUAGCCUCAUUUCUGCCCUGGAUACAGACAACUUUAACACUCUAAUGGAACGACUUUAUAUUUUAUAGGAAAAUAAAACCAAACAAGUGUUUCAAUAAACCCAUAAUUUUUUGUAGACGUCUGUCAGAAAACUCUAACCACACCUGUCCGUCGGAUAAAGAUUUAUCGGACGCAUUUAUUAGCUUUAUGAAAUACUUUAUGAAAAAGUGCCGAGAGAAUUGUUUA
Molecule: messenger RNA, 1794 nt
Organism: Scaptodrosophila lebanonensis
Lineage: Eukaryota; Metazoa; Arthropoda; Insecta; Diptera; Drosophilidae
Product: phenoloxidase-activating factor 2
Exons: 7
Coding region: 379-1614 (411 amino acids)
Biological process (GO): proteolysis
Molecular function (GO): serine-type endopeptidase activity
Source: RefSeq, a predicted model, not a curated record